Molecule: messenger RNA, 3112 nt
Organism: Canis lupus familiaris (dog)
Lineage: Eukaryota; Metazoa; Chordata; Mammalia; Carnivora; Canidae
Gene: GTPBP3
Product: GTP binding protein 3, mitochondrial
Exons: 9
Coding region: 954-2438 (494 amino acids)
Biological process (GO): tRNA methylation; tRNA wobble uridine modification
Cellular component (GO): mitochondrion; cytoplasm
Molecular function (GO): GTP binding; protein binding; GTPase activity
Source: RefSeq, a predicted model, not a curated record
AGGGAUCCGAACUCCAGCGGGUCGGACCGACAGAUUCUUCCCCAAAUGCAAGUGCGUCGCCCGCCCGCUCCGUCCGAGAACCAGAGAACCGUCCGUGCGACCGCGGCCGGCGGAGACCCAGCCCAGCGCCUAGAAUUCCACCCUCAGCGCUUUAUCCCGCUCGCCAGCGCUGUCCUGGGUUAACCUGAGAGGAAUCCUUGAGACUCCCCUUUCUGGCCUUCGGGGAGCCCGGCCCGGAGGACCGGACACUCGGCUCCGCGGGGCAGGCCCGGGCCAGGAAAGCCCAACGGGGCAGAGAGCGUGGUGCGGGGGGGUUCCAGAAAGGCGUCCUGUCGGGGGAGGGGGGGCCCUAGAGCUGGGGCCCGAGGACGAGUUGGUCCGAUGAAGGGACUCCGAGGAGGGAACGGCGGGAGGCACGGAUGGGGUAGGGGAGAAACGGAGUUCUGGGCACACAGGUAGGCAUCUUCCCAGGAAUUUGGACAAGGUUUGGCCGGGGCCGGGGCGUGGGCUCCCCGGAACUCGUCCCUCUCCGCCCCUGAGUUGUUCUUGCUCCGCCUAAAGCUGCGGAGUGGCCGGAUGUUAAAUACGGGGCUCGCACCCUCGCCUCCGUGUGAUUCCCACGGCCCUGGGCCAAGCCCGGUCCUUCCUCCCACCCUCCAUUUCCGGUGUCUGGGAUACCCGCGCUUCCUUGGGUCCUAAAAAUUCGGUCUAAUGUUGCCGGGGGAACGCCAUUUCGCGACACCCCCGCGUGUGGCCUCCGCCCUCCUCUUUCCCUGUCGCCAGCCAAUAGGAACGGAGAUCUUCCGUGGGUGGGCCGUACGCCUCCUGAGGGGCCCAAUGACGAUCGAGCGUCUCCGCGCUCCACCAGUCACGCCGCGGAGUGGGCGGGUCCUCCUGCCAGGACUAGAAGCCACCCAGGCAGAGCGGGUAGGCGGGUCGCUGGUUGUGAAUCCAUGUGGCGGGGGUUGUGGAGCCUAGUAGCCCGGGGCGCACGUGGGCCUCGCAGUCCCAGGUCGUGCACGCGCCAGGGCAGCGGCGCCCCGGUCCCCGGGGCCGGGGCCACCAUCUUCGCGCUGAGCUCCGGGCAAGGCCGCUGCGGCAUCGCGGUGAUCCGGACCAGCGGCCCCGCCAGCGGCCACGCCCUCCGGAGCCUCACGGCGUCCCGGGACUUGCCCCCGGCUCGCAGCGCCUGCCUGCGCCUGCUCAGCCAUCCCCAUUCCAGGGAGCCGUUGGACCGCGCGCUGGUGCUCUGGUUCCCAGGUCCCCAAAGUUUCACGGGUGAGGACUGCGCGGAAUUCCACGUGCAUGGAGGCUCGGCGGUGGUGAGUGGCGUCCUGCAGGCCCUGGGCAGUGUGCCAGGGCUGCGGCCCGCCGAGGCCGGUGAGUUCACCAGGCGGGCAUUCGCUCACGGAAAGCUGAGCCUGACCGAGGUGGAGGGGCUGGCGGAUCUAAUUCAUGCAGAAACCGAGGCGCAGCGGCGGCAGGCACUGAGGCAGCUGGAUGGGGAACUGGGCCACCUCUGCCAUGGCUGGGCCAAGACUCUCACCAAGGCUCUGGCUCAUGUGGAGGCCUAUAUCGAUUUUGGUGAGGAUGACAACCUGGAGGAGGGUGUCCUCGAGCGAGCCAACAGCCAAGUGCGGGAGCUGGAGCUGGCGCUGAGCGCACAUCUUCGAGAUGCCAGGCGCGGGCAGAGGCUUCGUUCAGGAGCGCACAUAGUGGUCACAGGCCCCCCCAACGCCGGCAAGAGCAGCCUGGUGAACCUACUCAGCCGGAAGCCUGUGUCCAUAGUGUCGCCGGAGCCGGGGACCACCCGCGACGUGCUGGAGACCCCCGUGGACCUGGCUGGGUUCCCCGCGCUGCUGAGCGACACGGCGGGGUUGCGGGAGGGCGCGGGGCCGGUGGAGCAGGAGGGCGUGCGGCGCGCCCGCCAGAGGCUGGAGCAGGCUGAUCUCAUUCUGGCCGUGCUAGAUGCUACGGACCUGGCCUCUCCGUCCAGCCGCAGCUUCCUGGACACCGUUGUCGUCCCCGCGGGAGCUGGGAGCCCCAGUGAGAACAGCCAGCGCCUCCUGCUGGUGCUGAACAAAUCGGACUUACUGCCUCGAGGGGGCCCAGACCGCAGUCCCCACCUGCCUCCGCAUCUGCUGCUGUCCUGCUUGACCGGAGAGGGAUUGGACGGCCUCCUGGAGGCGCUGAGGAAGGAGCUGGCUGAAGUGUGUGGGGACCCAUCUACAGGCCCACCACUUCUGACGCGGGCAAGGCACCAGCAUCAUCUCCAGGGCUGCCUGGAUGCUCUCAGCCACUACAAGCAGACAAAAGACCUAGCCCUGGCUGCUGAGGCGCUGAGACUCGCCCGUGGCCACCUGGCCCGCAUCACCGGUGGAGGGGACACUGAGGAGAUCCUGGACAUCAUCUUCCGGGACUUCUGUGUGGGCAAGUGAGAGGACCACUGAAGCUCUCAGCCAGAAGCCCUGAGGCAUGUGGGCACAGCUUAGGCCAAGUGAGAAUUUCAUCCCAUGGGGAAAGACCUUGUCCCCAGAAUGAUGAGCAAACCAGCUGCCUCAGAAAUGGUGAGCUCCCUGUUGCUGGCAGUAAGUAAGCUGCGGCCAGCCACAUUCCCUUGUGGGGAAAUGCUAGGGGUUCAAGCCUUGGAUGGAACUGAACGGAGGUCCCUUUGGGUGUCCGAUGCUGGAGGGAGUAGGAGUGGAUGGUUGGAUGGGGGUGGGGUCUUUGGGAGGGCCUCAGGGGUCUUUGUUUUGUAGUUCUUAAUUUAUUUUGCAAAUACCAAAGGAACAGACAAAAUUCAGGUGAUUCAGAAAUGCCUAAACAUGGCAAUCUCCCUCCCAUCCCUUGGGGAUCACGGCUUAACUUGUGUACUUCCAGGAUUUUCUCUGCUCUUUUACAUACUUGUGGACACACCUAUAAAAUAUGUUUUGUCAGGCACCUGGAUGGCUCAGUGAUUGAGCAUCUGCCUUGGGCUCAGGUCGUGAUCCCCGGGUCCUGGGAUCGAGUUCUGUAUCAGGCUCCCUGCAGGGAGCCUGCUUGUCCCUCUGCCUGUAUCUCUGCCUCUCUCUGGAUGUCUCUCAUGAAUAAAUAAAUAAAAUCUUAAAAUAUA